Messenger RNA from Ostreococcus tauri, 918 nucleotides. Its product is annotated as Peptidyl-prolyl cis-trans isomerase, PpiC-type. The transcript has a single exon. The record is from RefSeq and is a predicted model, not a curated record. Gene Ontology annotation, molecular function: peptidyl-prolyl cis-trans isomerase activity. Bases 1 to 918 code for a protein of 305 amino acids. NCBI's taxonomy places the organism in Eukaryota, Viridiplantae, Chlorophyta, Mamiellophyceae, Mamiellales, Bathycoccaceae.
AUGUGUCCGACCGACCGCGACCCGAUCGAUGGGCGACCGCGCCCCGUGCGCGUGACGUUGAAAACGCUUCGAGUGUUUCUUUCCAUCGCCGCCGUCGACGCCGCGCGCGCGGGCGUCACCGUCGACCCCGCGCGCGCGAUCGAUCUUCGCGCGAACGCACGCCGCGCGCGCGCCCUUGGACGGGGACGGCGCCGCGACGCCCGCGCGUGGUCACCCGAGCGCGAUCGCGGGCGGAUGUCGAGACGCACGGGGACGAUCGGUGUCGCGACCGCGUGCGCGCUCGUCGUGAGCGUCGGCGUCGCGUGGAGGGGGGUGGGGGUCGACGCGCGCGCGAGGCUGGAGAUCGUGAACGCGGCGCACGAUAUCGCGCACGUCUCGCACAUUCUGUGCGGGAGCGGGGAUCGAGGGAAACAAAAGUGCCAGGAUUACGCGGAGAUGUUGACGCCGCACGCGGACGACGCGCGGAUGCUCGAUCACGCGUUCGCGGAGUUGGCGAGGCGGUACAGCGAGUGUCCGACGGGAAGUGAUGGUGGGGAUCUGGGGUAUUUCCCGCGAGGGGAGAUGGCGAAAGAUUUUGAGAACGUCGUGUUCGACUCGAAGACGCCGGAGGAAACCGUGGUGGGACCGGUGGAGACGCGAAACGGGUGGCACGUCAUGUUGAUUCAUCAUCGCCAUCUAGCGGACGAGGAGGCGAAGGAACGCGCGAGACAAAAGGCUGAGGAGAUGCGCAAGGAACGGAUGGAGCGCGCCGAGGCGCAGAAGAAGUAUCAAGAGGAACGCGCCAAGCGAAAGGCGGAGCGAGCAAGCCGGCGGCGCCAACGCGAUGACGAGCGUCACUCGCUUCACGCCGACGAGUAUCACCACGACCUAAGCAACCGCUUGCACGAACACUUGCGCUCUUUGCACGAAGAAUUGUAA